Macrobrachium nipponense is the source of this 2626-nucleotide messenger RNA. Its product is annotated as gastrula zinc finger protein XlCGF8.2DB-like. Gene Ontology annotation, biological process: regulation of transcription by RNA polymerase II. Bases 583 to 1719 code for a protein of 378 amino acids. Gene Ontology annotation, molecular function: RNA polymerase II cis-regulatory region sequence-specific DNA binding; DNA-binding transcription repressor activity, RNA polymerase II-specific. Lineage: Eukaryota; Metazoa; Arthropoda; Malacostraca; Decapoda; Palaemonidae. The transcript has 3 exons. Gene Ontology annotation, cellular component: nucleoplasm. The record is from RefSeq and is a predicted model, not a curated record.
CAUUGACCGCCUUAGUAGCGUAACUUUAUUCAAAGUUCAAACGUAUUUUUCUCUUCUAUAAUUGCCGUCUUAAUCAAGACAAUUCUUAAUCAAUCGUAAUAAUUGGUAAAUUACAGGAAUCACCGAUAAUUGCUGUAAUAUAACCUGUACUAUUGUUACGGAUGAUCACUGAUAAUCUGCUACAGAACAGGUUUUCUUCAGUAUCCUGUAAAUUUUCCUCAGUAACAUAUUCUAGAUUCUCCCUCAGAAGAACCUUCCUUCCUUCGUCAGUUUUGAUUAGCAUCAAGAUUUUGGGAAUGCAUGUUGUUUAAUGGUACUAAAUGAACUUUACCAAUAGCAACUCUUAAGUGUUUGAGACAACAGUGAAUUAUUGUACGUGUAUUUAACAAAUUUAAACAACAAGUAAAAGAUGUUUUGAAUAUUAGAUUCAUACAUCAGCAGUGACAUCUGGUUGUAGUCCUUCAAGAUAAUGUACUUAAUUUUUAACAGAUUUACUCAGUAAUUAUUUGUAAACAAUUCUGUAUUAAGAGUUGUGAAUUGAACACAUUGUCAUUACAGAAGAGGGCAAGACUUAAGGCUAAAAUGAAUCCAGGACAUUCUUUAGAAUUUCCUUUGAAAAGUGAAACUGAAGGUGCAUUAUCGCUAGCUUCCAUAAAUCAAGAAAACGUCAACAUGGCUGCCUUUAGUGGAACCAGUGAUGAAGACUUUUUGUCUCUGGAUUCAUUGAUGGACAUCAAAAUAGAACCAGAGGAAUUCUGUGAGUCUAAUGAAGAUGAUGAAUAUUCAUACAAAAUGAAUUCAACAGUGAAUGAAAAACAUCCACAAACUUGCAAAAAGGAAGUAAAACAAGAAAGAAGGAAUAGUCAUAAUAGAGAGAAGCUUUUCAGAUCCACUGACUGUGAAAAAGCAUUUUAUAAGAAAAUUAAUCUUACAAAUCCUACCAGAGAGAAAUUCAUAUGCAAUGACUGUGGGAAAGCAUUUUCCAAGAAAGAUUGUCUUACGAUUCAUAUGAGAAUCCACACUGGAGAGAAUCUAUUCAUAUGCAAUGAAUGUGGGAAAGCAUUUUCCCAGAAAUCACAUCUUACAGAUCAUACAAGAAUCCAUAAUGGAGAAAAGCCAUUCAUAUGCAAGGAAUGUGAUAAAGCAUUUUCCCAGAAAUCAAAUCUUACAAGUCAUAUGAGAUUGCAUACUGGAGAGAAGCCGUAUAUGUGUAAUGAAUGUGGGAAAGCAUUUUCCUACAAACCACAUCUUACACGUCAUAUGAGAUUGCAUACUGGAGAGAAGCCAUAUAUGUGUAAUGAAUGUGGGAAAGUAUUUUCCCAGAAACCAGAUCUUACACGUCAUAUGAAAAUCCACACUGGAGAGAAACCAUUCAGAUGCAAGGAAUGUGAUAAAGCAUUUUCCCAAAAAUCAAAUCUUACAAGUCAUAUGAGAUGGCAUACUGGAGAGAAGCCAUUCAUGUGCAAACAAUGUGGGAAAACAUUUUCCUGCAAACCACAUCUUACAUGUCAUAUGAGAUAUCAUACUGGAGCGAAGCCGUUCAUGUGCAAAGAAUGUGGGAAAGCAUUUCCCCAGAAAUCAAAUCUUACAAGUCAUAUGAGAAUCCAUACAGGAGAGAAGCCAUGCAUAUGCAAUGAAUGCAGGAAAGCAUUUUCCCAGAAAUCAAGUCUUACACGUCAUAUGAGAUUGCAUACUGGAGAGGAAAAAGAAACAACAUGAUAAAAUAAACCAGUUAAGGGCAGAGAUCUCUCAAAUGACCAGCUAUAUGACAAAUCAAAAUCACUCACAAAAUCUGCUCAAGAAAAUAAGGAAAAUAAAGAAAAAAUGCAGAAUAGGGGAUGAACAAAUGAGUGGAAAACUGGCAGAACACCAAGCCAAUAUAAAGGCCCUAAUUUCACAAGUAGGAAAAAAACAACAGAAGAUAAAAGUAAAAUAGAUAAAUAGACAGCUUGGGGAAAAUCCAAAGAUUGUGUAUAGGAAGAUGAAAGAUUUUGGAAGCCACUGUUUGAAGACCCUGGACAACACCAAGGGAAUUCAUGGAUUGACUAUUAGGCAGAAGAACAGGUAGAAACAGCAAAUGCCACCAAUAAUGUUCGCCAUCGAAAAACCAACAAAAAAAAUAAAAGAAUAUAAUAAUUUCAAGAUAACAGUAAUAGACAAGAUCCCAAAUUUCUGGCUAAAAAAGAUCACAGCACUACACCACAUUUAUGCACAAGCCUUUUCAAGAAUAGUAAGAGGAGAAGAAGAAUCACCAGAGUGGCUCACAACAGGAAGCAUCAACCCUCUCCUUAAGAGCUCUGAGGCUGAGCUCCCAAACAAAUAUAGGCCCAUCUGCUGCCUUCCAACAACCUACAAAUGGCUCACAGGAGUCAUAGCAGACGAGAUCUGUGAACACCUAGAUCAAGGCAAAUAUAUGGAAAAAGAACGAAAGAGAUGCACAUGAAACAAACUAGGCACUAAAGAUCAACUGCUAAUAAACACAACAAUAUUAGAAGAUUGUGAAAAAAGACACAAAGGCAUUUGAUACCGUGCUGUGCACCUGGACAUUCAAAUGUAUGGAAUUAGACAACAUCAAUGAGGAAAUAACAUCUUUCUUGGCAGCACAGAUGAGUAAGUGGAAGACCAC